AAAUUCCAGCCAGCUCUCGUUUUUUCCACCUGGCCGACAUUCAUUGAGAAAUCUGGAGAGAAGCUGUUUGGCUUGGAUGGAAUUUAUGAACGUAUUGAGGACAUAAUGUACUUACUUGCAAUCAGCGCACUGUCAGGAACCGGUUUUAUCGUAGGUCAGGAUUUUGUGAAUACCGUCGUAUGCGACCCAUUGUUUACCGUAAACCGCGUGGAAUUCACGGUUAAGAAGCAGAAGGUGUUGCAGGUGUUGUAGAUAUUGUACUUAAUGUGCAUGCUUAGUUCCGUCUUUCAAGUUCCAGCUUCCAGCUGUAUCCAUCUGCUGAACACCUACGGUGGUACCUCACUUACCUCUCUUGAUUCAAUCAGUCACAGCAAUUUGUAGAUCACAUUUAGUUUAUAUUUUUGUGAUUAUAGGACUGCCGUAAACGAUGUCAUUUAGACCUAUACCGGUAGAUUGCUUUUUGACCGGCUGUAUGAAGAACUAUGAACACGAAAUAAUAACUGGCAAGCAAGUGAAUCUACCGUACUUCGUUUUGCGGUUACGAUUGAGGGACAUCCAGACUCCAGAGUGCACUGAAAUUUACCGUGUUGUUUAUAGAUUGCAUAAGCAGUCAGCAAAAGUUCCAAGAACUGUAGUGAGAUUAAAUUUUAGAGAGAUUGCUGAAGCAUUCUUUCAGUUGAUUUAGGGUCCCUUGUACUGCGUUAUUUUAUCAUGAUCUUGCUGCUUUUCUACAUGGCUUUAUUGUUGUUGCUGAUAAUCCUUCUGUCAGCUGUACGAUUAUACCUCAGCCGACCAGGACAGGAUGGAACACCACCAGGACCAAUCGGUGUCCCUUUUCUCGGAUAUAUACCAUUUUUGGGCAAAUAUCCGUGGGUUGGAUUGGCACGGUUAAGGAAGACAUAUCCACAGAUAGUGGCUUUAUAUUGGGGCGGCGACUACACGGUAGUGUUGCAAGACUAUGAAACAGUUCGGGCCGCUUAUGUCGACCAGGACGAACUCUUCCUAGGAAGACCAGAGGCAUUUCUACUGCGCUACUUCAGCACAGGAAGAGACGGAAAAGUUCAUGGAAUAAUGCUUCUGGAAGGCGACAAAUGGCGAGCAACUCACAAUUGUCUGACAAACACAAUAAAAAACGAGUUGGGAGCGUACACUGACAAAAUGGACAGGAUAUUUGUGGAAGAAUCUCAGCGAAUGUCCCAGAACUUUGCUCAAGCCGAGGACUUUAUACCAGAUGAUUUUCUUAACCACGCUAGCAUGAGAGCAGUUGGGCGCGUCUUGAUUGGACGACCACUGAAUAGCAAAGAAUUUGCCCAUGUUACCCAGCACGAUGCGACUUUUUUGGCGCAAAUCGCCGGUGGCGUAGUGACAAUGUGGCCUUGGACGAGGUGGGUGCCUGGACCGACGAAAGCUGCUUGGAACGGCGUGCAACAUGCUGUAGAAGAGCGCUUCCGGUUGAUCGAACACGAAUUAGACGAACGUUCUCAACUGACCAACAUGCCAGAAGAAGUCAGGGAUUUUAUUGGCGUGUACCUUCACUCCAAAAACCAAGGGAAUGAUAAUUCGUUCGCAAUUCAAAGUCGGGAUGAUCUGGUGACGACGAUGGUGGCCGCCUUUACUGCUGGUUCAGAAGCCAGCACGGUGACCAUGCUUUGGGCGAUUCUUUACAUGUGCGCAUAUCCCGAUAUUCAAAAUAAGGCACAGGAAGAGUUGGAGCGGAAUAUCGAGCCCAAUCGCUCCGUCUGUUACAGUGAUAUUGAAAGAUUACCAUAUACCGUUGCCGUGCUUUAUGAAACAAUUCGCCUAAGUGGUUUAGACCCAUUGGGAGUGCCGCGUUCAACAUUAAGAGAAACACACUUACUCGGCUACCGUAUACCAAAGCGCACAAAGGUCAUGCCGAAUUUCUGGGCUAUCAAUCGCAAUCCAGACUAUUACCCCGAUCCAUUGGCUUUCAAGCCGGAGCGAUUCAUUGGAGAAAAUGGAAAAGUGCAGUUGCCCAAGCAGUUUAUUCCUUUCUCUACAGGAAGCCGAACAUGCGCUGGAAUGCAUUUGGCCAAGCAUCUGACUUUUGUAUUUUUUGCGAAUAUCUUGCGAAAUCUACGAGUUCGGUUAGCAGAUGGCCAGAAACUUCCUGCGUUUGAUGAUUACCGUCCUGGAGUGUCUCUGAGACCGACAAUUUUUAAAAUUCAUGCUACGCGACGCCUUUAAAUUUGUUAAUGAUCCUUCGUGACUGUCUGCGAGUGCAUUGUAUUUCUUACUGGCAGCAAGCUUCGUACAAAUUGCUGAAUCGAUCACAGUGAGAAAAUGCGUGAACAUGAAAGCCGCGAAUUUGGACUCUGGAUCCAGUCUCGUAUCCGACAGGAGUAUAUACGAGAACAAAUGCAUCGGUGCAGUACUGUAUUCCCAGCUGUAAUUGCAAAUGUUUUUCACAGUGCAUAAUACAAUACUGAUAGCUGUAAGUUUUG
Molecule: messenger RNA, 2462 nt
Organism: Paramacrobiotus metropolitanus
Lineage: Eukaryota; Metazoa; Tardigrada; Eutardigrada; Parachela; Macrobiotidae
Product: cytochrome P450 2G1-like
Exons: 7
Coding region: 712-2205 (497 amino acids)
Molecular function (GO): iron ion binding; heme binding; monooxygenase activity
Source: RefSeq, a predicted model, not a curated record